This is a messenger RNA of Sphaerodactylus townsendi, 4101 nucleotides long. It is a transcript of the gene HDAC11, whose product is annotated as histone deacetylase 11. NCBI's taxonomy places the organism in Eukaryota, Metazoa, Chordata, Lepidosauria, Squamata, Sphaerodactylidae. The record is from RefSeq and is a predicted model, not a curated record. Gene Ontology annotation, molecular function: histone deacetylase activity.
GCGGCUUCUGGUGAUGCUUCUGAGCAUGCGUGCGUGAGCCAGGCAUGCUCAGUACUUGCAAGGAAUGGUUGCCCGACAAGUCAGGAGUUUGUUUGAGAACCUGUGAGGGGCAUCAUGCCUCACAAGACAGAACUAUAUCAUGAUAUCCCACCAACAUGCUGGCCCAUUGUGUAUUCUCCAGAUUACAACAUUACAUUCAUGGGCCUGGAGAAGCUACAUCCUUUUGAUGCUGGGAAAUGGGGAAAAGUAGUAAAUUUCUUGAAAGAAGAAAAGCUCAUUGCAGAUGACUUGAUUGUACGAGCUCAAGAAGCAACUGAACAAGACCUUUUAGUUGUCCACACAAGACGCUAUUUGAAUCAGUUAAAGAAGCAUAUGCUGGAAAGCUUUGAAGAGUGGUCAUUUGCUGUGGCUGCAAUUACAGAAAUUCCACCUGUUCUCUUUUUGCCCAAUUUCCUUGUCCAGCGGAAGGUGCUAAGGCCUCUAAGAACACAAACAGGAGGAACAAUAAUGGCUGGAAAACUUGCCAUUGAGAGGGGAUGGGCUAUUAAUGUGGGUAAAGGCUUUCAUCACUGUUCAAGUGUUAUAAAGGUGGGAGGAUUUUGUGCAUAUGCCGAUAUUACAUUGGCUAUAAAGUUUUUAUUUGAAAGAAUAGAAGGAGUUUCCAAGGCAACUAUUAUAGAUCUGGAUGCACAUCAGGGCAAUGGGCAUGAACGAGAUUUCAUGGAGGACAGCAAAGUAUACAUUAUGGAUGUUUACAACAGGUACAUUUAUCCAGGAGAUGGAUUUGCUAAACGAGCCAUCAAGCGGAAAAUUGAAUUGGACUGGGGCACAGAAGACACAGAAUACCUUCAGAAAGUAAAAACACAUGUGGAAGGUGCAUUGAAUGAAGUGAAACCAGACAUCAUCAUUUAUAAUGCUGGCACGGAUGUUUUGGAAGGUGACCCAUUGGGAGGCCUGGCUAUAUCACCACAGGGAAUUAUUGAAAGAGAUGAAAUUGUAUUCAGAGCAGCUAAGAAACACAGAAUUCCUAUCUUGAUGGUGACAUCUGGAGGCUAUCAGAAGAGGACAGCUCGAAUAAUUGCAGAUUCUAUUAUAAAUUUGCACAACCUAGGACUUAUUGACAAAGAGCUUGUGCAUGGUGAAGCUGGAAACCCCAGGGUAGACCUGAUGAUUAGAGAAGGCAAGAAAGAACAACUAACCCGUCAGUGAAUUAAUAGAAUAUGGGAUUAUUGUAUGAUAAUAAGACUGCUCUCUAAUUGUUUAAUAUUUAAACCAAGAGACGAGAUUUUCCCAGUUCUCAUAGAAUUAAGGUACUUCAAUUGGGAAAGCUUUUUAAUUUGCCUAUAAACACCAACUUACCAGUGAUAAUACGUGAUGCCACAAGGAAUACUCAUGUACAAUUUAUUGUUGAGAUAUUAAAUGCUGUUUUGCUAAUUAAUAUGGAUGUACAUUCAGGUGGCUGAUAUGAACUCAAUGAAAAUUCCCCUUCCAGUUGGAUGUCCCUCAACAGAGUCCAAUCCUUAACUCUCAGCUUCAAAUUCUAUCACUGAUAUCCUUCUCUUCUCCUCCAUUUUCUCCUCAUAACAACCUCCCUUUGAACUCCUGCCUUUUUGCCUUCAGAGGAUUACAAUUGAAAAAGUCUUUACUGAUAGGAGAAACUUCAGCAUGUAGGCUAUUUGAGCAUCAUGUGCUAUACAUUAAUUGAAAAUAUACUUCUUUUUUAUAACUCCUUUUCUCUCCUUUGGGAAUCUAAAGUGUUUUUUAACAUUAGACCAAUCUCUAUUUUGUUCUCACAAAACCUAGUAAAGUAGGUUAGCUUGAGAAUAUGUGAUUGGCCCAAGAUUACCCAGAAAGCUUCCAUAGCAGAGUUCAAUACUCUUAACUACAACACAAUGACAGAGUUGUUCUUAGAUCAAGUCUCACUUUUCUGGUUAAUGGUCAAGAAUUGGUUGUUCUUGUGUUUGAAUUCAUCUUAUAAAAAAGAGAAAGAAUAGCAUGCCUUAGGUGUUAAAUGGACUCUCACCUCAUGGAGGUCAGGGUGAAGAUUGUCCUACCUUCAAAUUUCUCGAGUCAGAAAAGUUAGCAUUCACUGUGAUUUUUCAUUGAUAGUGGUUCUGUAGUGGGGCAGUCUACCCACUCAUAGUACUGUUCCUUCAGACCCAUCCCAAUUUAAGGAAAAGGGGAUUUGGUCUUGGUGGGCAUCAUUUUGUAAUUGAUUGGCCUAGACAGCUAGAGUCCACUAGAAUGUCCUUCUUGCCUAUCCUCUGAUGAUGCAAUCUUAAGUAUUCUUUCCACUUUGAAUAAUAUGGGGCUUACUUCCAAGUAGACUUGGCAAGGUUUGCUGUUUCUCAAUUCUCUGAUUUUGGAAGCAUUUCCUCCCAUGUGACGUUUUCUUGAAUUUCAGUUUUUAGUGUUCAUGUUUAAAGAGUGCUUUUCCAGGCUCAGCCCGGGAAAUUCUGGGAAGCCUCUCUCCUUGGCAUAUCACAUAUACAACUCUAUUUGUGACCUAGCAAAUAAACUUCCUGGAUGUAAAGGCUGCCUGACCACAGAACCUCCCAGAAUGAAAAUUCAUGGUGCGACAACUUUUCUGUCAAAUGUCUCACACUGUGUGUGGAGUCUUAAAUGCAGUGUAUGUGUGUGCUGUCAAGUCACAGAGUUUUCAAAGCAAAAGAUGUUUAGAUACUGUUCGUCAUUACCUGCCUCUGCAUAUUGACUCUGGCAUUCUUUGGUGGUCUCCCAUCUAAAUACUGGCCAACCCUGCUUAGCUUGUAAUAUCCAACAUGAUGGAACUAGCCUGGCCUAACCAAGUCAGGGCAUUUUUAUGCUACAUUUUGAAAAGGCAAUUUAAUAUAUCUACCUAUUACAUUUUUAUCCCUUCUCCCUUUUCCAGGGACCUCAGAUGGCACACACAGUUUAUCUUCAUGGUGUUAUUUGCAGCCCCACAUGGUCAGUGGUGGAGGGGGAAAGGGGCAGCAUAGGUUCCCGGUCUUCUUCAUGCACCCACCCAGCUCCAGCACCGCUGCCUGCUCCUUUUCCUUGCACAAUCUGUUUUGUUUUUAAUAUCCUUCAUUUGUGAAGGUUUGAGAGAGGGUUCCCCAAAUUUGGAGGGAAAAAAAAUCUCAAUUUAAAUGCUUAAGUAGUCCAAUUUAAAUCUUUUAGUGGCUUUUUUUUUUUUUGCUGGAUUGGGUUUAUUAGUACUCUAUUACGCAGGCAUAGCGUUUUCAAACAAGGCAAAGAGAGAACAUCUGUAAUAUAUUUUGAUUAAAGGUACUUUAUUGUUAAUAUGUAACAAUGUGUGACACUACUGAAUAAUGAUAUACUGUACACUACAUUCAAACAAUGAAUUCUUGAAAAUGACAAUAAUAUUAUUAACCUGAUGUAAAAUAAAUGUCAAUUACAUUUUUCAGAAUUUAUUCUGCUGCUUUUUAAGAAUAGUAUAAAGAUUUUUUCCUGUUCUCAUAAGAUUUGUGAAAGUAAUAGGGUGGGGGUAACCCCCUGUGAUAUUGCUUCAUCGGUAGCUACUAAUGGCAUAAUGAAUUGUUAUGGUCUGUCAUGGAUACACAAGCAGGGCAAGAGUGGGGAGAGCUUAGUGACUUUCCACUGAGUCCAGUGGGAGUUGGAACUUACACUGCCUCUUUUUCUCAGAUAAUGUUAUGCCAGGCAGGACUGAAAUAGAAAGGAGAACAGGAUACUGUCUAAAUACUGCUUCCUCCACUGAUCCUAAAGGAGGCAUGUCAUUGGUAUCACAUAGUCUUCAGGCUGGCAUUGUUCAGGAUGGGACUGCAUUGCUAGUGUAUGUCAUCAGGUUAUAUCUACUGUCUUAAAAGUGAAUAAUAUAAAGAAGCUCAGGUUUGGUUUGGUUUUACCUUUUAGUACUUUCUAAUAAAUUAAAUCUUGGUUUUGUAAGCAAUUUAAUGUAAUCUCUUUAAAUUUAAACUUUGUGGAUAAACUGUGUUUAUCAAACGAAGGCCGUUUCCGCACGGCCACGAUUGGGGGGUGCUUUGGUGUGCAUGACGCCAACGCACCCCCCUGGGACCGUUUGCACAAACGGUCCCGGUAGGGGCGGGGAAGACGGCGCAGCCUGCGUGGAGGCUGAGCAGU